Messenger RNA from Colletotrichum tamarilloi, 183 nucleotides. RefSeq lists its product as uncharacterized. The transcript has 2 exons. The record is from RefSeq and is a predicted model, not a curated record. Bases 1 to 183 code for a protein of 60 amino acids. NCBI's taxonomy places the organism in Eukaryota, Fungi, Ascomycota, Sordariomycetes, Glomerellales, Glomerellaceae.
AUGGCAGCGUCAACACACGGUCAACGGCAUCUCAGCGGUGGGGUGGGGCUGGAAGCCCAACCCACCAAGAAAACUCCUGAAUCCAAAAGAGGGAGGUUUGUUCGUUGUGCAAUGACAUCAAGACCCCACUGUUUGCCUUUUGGGAAAACAAACACUUCUGCCUCUUGGAUAAUCGCUUGGUGA